Molecule: messenger RNA, 615 nt
Organism: Anthostomella pinea
Lineage: Eukaryota; Fungi; Ascomycota; Sordariomycetes; Xylariales; Xylariaceae
Source: the annotation of a GenBank genome assembly
AUGACGGGCCCUGCGGGCGUACCAACUGUGCCGGGUGCCACCAGUGCCGCAGAGGCACCGACUACGCCUCAAAGGCUCAGUGAGAUGGGCCGAAAGUCAAACUUCUACUUGGCGCUGACAGGAAUAGAACUUGUUAGGAUCACUUCUUUGCGGCACAUAAAGAGCCAUUGUCGACUGAUCUUUGCGACCAUCACAUUGUGGAAUCCGGACUUGACAACCACUGCCAUAAAACCCACACAACCAGCCAUGAAACCCAACCACAGCCUUGUUCUUGCCCUGACAUUCGCCUCGGGCGCUCUCGGCCAUGUCGUCGUUCCAAGAGCCGCCAGCAACGCCGCCCUCGAUGCCCGCAACGGCAGAGAUGCUCGCGGUAUUCCCCGCAUCAUCGAACCCGGAGCCGACUCCGGCGACAAGAGCGCGCGGAACAUCGACAAAAGAGCCGGGAUGUGUCCGAAGGCCGCCUGCAACUCGAAUGCAGACUGCGCCGGCCACCAGGCCCCCGGGAUCAGCGGACUACUGAGCACCCCGGAGUACGUCUGGGACUACAUAGAAAAGAAGUGGGCCAAGGACGAAACAAAGGCGAGUGGCAUGAAUGGGUUCUGCGUGGGGAGGUGA